This is a messenger RNA of Tachysurus fulvidraco (yellow catfish), 1825 nucleotides long. It is a transcript of the gene fam151a, whose product is annotated as family with sequence similarity 151 member A. The transcript is spliced from 8 exons. The record is from RefSeq and is a predicted model, not a curated record. NCBI's taxonomy places the organism in Eukaryota, Metazoa, Chordata, Actinopteri, Siluriformes, Bagridae. The coding region runs from base 8 to 1816 and encodes 602 amino acids.
AGCAAGAAUGGAUAUGAGAGAGAAGAAAAGUAACAAUAGUCAAGAGGAUGAGGAAAAAGAUGAAGAAAAGGAACCAAAGGCUAUACUAGGAGUUUUUACCAAACAGCAGUUCACUAGGAUCUGUGUAGCUGUUGGGCUCGUUGUACUUCUGCUCAUCAUAACAGUAACCUCUUUGGUUCUGCCCAUCACGUCGGGAUCAGAAACUUCGGAGACCAUGGUCCCGUUCGCUACAGAUGGAGACAUGCUGGAAUUUCUUCUUCAAAACGGGGAGAUUCAAGAGAAAGAUGGGCUCUAUGCUACGUGGUAUCACUCUGCCAACAGCAAAGCUGAAACCCAAAAAGCCUUGGAAAGUGACACUAUGAUUCUAGAAGCUGAUGUCAAUGUACAAGGUCAUAACACGGACAACGAAACCAAUAUUCCAAUCAUGGCCCAUCCACCAGAUGUCUACAGUGAUAACACUCUGGAAGAAUGGCUCGAUGCUGUUAUUCGUUCGAAGAAAGGAAUAAAACUGGAUUUUAAAAGUCUACAAGCUGUGGAGCCUUCACUCAAUCUUCUCAAGAAGAAGAAUCAAACAGGAAUCAACCGGCCCGUAUGGUUGAAUGCUGAUAUCCUUCCUGGUCCAAACGUUCCUGGGUUCUGGCCCGUAGUUAACGGCACUCGAUUCUUUGAACUUAUCCAGACAAAGUUUCCAUAUGUGACCAUCUCACCAGGUUGGAAGGUUCUUUAUCUGCCCCUAUUGCCUGAUGUGACUUACACACGGGCUAUGGUGAUGGAGAUGUACACCACUGUCAAACACCUUCCACAAAGAAUCACGUUUCCUGUUCUGGCAGUUAUGGUGAGGAAUGGAUGGCCUCACCUAAGUUGGCUUCUCAGCCAGUGCUCCAGGUUCAGUCUGACCUUGUGGCAAGGUCAGGCGAACCCCACUGUCAAUGACCUGCUCUUCGUUAGAGAUAAUACUAACCCUCAGCGCAUCUACUAUGACAUCUACGAGCCAGUGCUGUCCCAGUUUAAAGAAGCUGCAAAGCAGAAGGAUCGACCAAGAAGGUUUUAUACAGGUGGGGACAUAGUGGACUAUUUCAAGCCUGCAAACAGUGAUGGACUCAACAUCCUGUGGGAGAAGGUGUAUGACCAAGCUUCUCUUCUGUCUGAACUCAAAGAAAGCCCAGGUGGGAUGCUUGUGAUUCCAGUAACAUCUGGAACAAGUGAUGUGAGGAUUCCAGUGGUUGAGGGUUCAAUGCCAGAGCUGCCUCUUCAAAAUUGUCUAGAUCUGGUCCUCGCUUCAAAGAAUCCCUGGGGCAUCUACCUCAGGGUGAAGUCCCAGACACAGCUAGCUACCUCACUACAUCUGCUUCGAAAGGCAUAUGCUAAUGACCUACUCUACCAUCCAGUCUGGAUCAACAUGGAUAUCUCUCUCGGAGUCUUCAACGUCAAAGGCUACAUCACGGGUCUGGAGUUUGUGAGAACCAUUAACCAGAUUUUCCCCUAUGUCACCAUGGCACCUAGCUGGCCUCAGGAGGUUCUGGAUCAGGGUUACACACCACAGAUGGUCGAGGACAUGAUGGAACUCUUCCAAGAGGUUUGGCAGGAUGUCUCACUGCAGCUGUUGGCUGUCCAUCUGGACAGAUCGGAGGCUGGAAUUAGGAUUAUUCAACAAAGUCAGGAACGUUUUUCUCUCACAGUGGAGCACACGACAAGGAUCGGAGGACUUCGGAUGAAGAGUUUCACGUUUGUCCGGAACGGGACCAGACGUCGGACCUUUUAUAACGUUCCAAAAGCAGUGAAGGGGUUUGUCUCCGAGAUACCAAAUAAAACAUGAUAAACACAA